Molecule: messenger RNA, 954 nt
Organism: Pipistrellus nathusii (Nathusius's pipistrelle)
Lineage: Eukaryota; Metazoa; Chordata; Mammalia; Chiroptera; Vespertilionidae
Source: the annotation of a GenBank genome assembly
AUGAGUUCCUGCAACUUCACACACACCACCUUCGUGCUUAUUGGUUUCCCCGGACUAGAAGAAGUCCAUUUCUGGAUGGGCUUCCCUCUGCUUUCAAUGUAUGCUGUGGCUGUGUUUGGAAACUGCAUCGUGGUCUUCAUCGUAAAGACGGAACGCAGCCUGCAUGCUCCCAUGUACCUCUUCCUCUGCAUGCUGGCAGCCAUUGACCUGGCCUUGUCCACAUCCACCAUGCCCAAGAUCCUCGCCCUCUUCUGGUUUGAUUCCAGGGAGAUUACCUUUGAUGCCUGCAUUGCCCAGAUGUUCUUCAUUCAUGCUCUCUCAGCCAUUGAGUCCACCAUUCUGCUGGCCAUGGCCUUUGACCGUUAUGUAGCCAUCUGCCACCCAUUGCGCCAUGCUGCAGUGCUCAACAACACAGUAACAGCCCAAAUUUGUGUGGUGGCCGUGGUCCGUGGAUCCCUCUUCUUUAUCCCACUGCCUCUGCUCAUCAAACGACUGGCCUUCUGCGAAUCCAAUGUGCUCUCGCACUCCUAUUGUGUACACCAGGAUGUGAUGAAGUUGGCCCAAACAGACAUAUUGCCCAAUAUGGUUUAUGGUCUGACUGCCAUUCUGCUGAUUAUGGGCGUGGACGUCCUGUUCAUCUCCUUGUCCUAUUUUCUGAUUAUACGAACAGUUCUGCAACUGCCUUCCAAGUCAGAGCGGGCCAAGGCCUUUGGAAACUGUGUGUCACACAUCAGUGUGGUAUUGGCCUUCUAUGUGCCUCUCAUUGGCCUCUCAGUGGUACAUCGCUUUGGAAAAACCCUUCCUCCCAUUGUGCAUGUUCUCAUGGGUGAUGUCUACCUACUUCUGCCUCCUGUGAUCAAUCCUAUUAUCUAUGCUGCCAAAACCAAACAGAUCAGAACUCGAGUUCUAGCUAUGUUCAAGAUCAGCUGUGACAAGGACCCUCUGGCGGUGUGA